Melitaea cinxia (Glanville fritillary) is the source of this 1959-nucleotide messenger RNA. Its product is annotated as myogenesis-regulating glycosidase-like. The record is from RefSeq and is a predicted model, not a curated record. The transcript has 9 exons. Gene Ontology annotation, biological process: carbohydrate metabolic process. The coding region runs from base 1 to 1863 and encodes 620 amino acids. Lineage: Eukaryota; Metazoa; Arthropoda; Insecta; Lepidoptera; Nymphalidae. Gene Ontology annotation, molecular function: hydrolase activity, hydrolyzing O-glycosyl compounds.
AUGAAGUGGUUAGUGCUAUUGGCAGGACUCUCAGUAGUCCUGGCCGCUGCGCCAAGGAGGCCGUCUACACGCGAUUUCGAGCUGGAAGAAACUGAAACUGGCUCCAACAUCAUUGCCAUUACAGACACGGAUCGUAUCCUGCUCGGUAACAUCGGACGUCAAGUAAGUCCUCAAGAUGAGGAUGUGACCUUCGAACUCACCGAAGGACGCGACCAGGAAAGUGGCGGUUACAAGGUCACCAUCUCGUGGCAAGGACCUAGCGACAGAGUCUUUGAAGACUGCUAUGACUUUGGUGUUAGACAAUGGUACGGCGGUCCAGAACAGAAAGAGCAGUACUGGCCAAUUCAAAAAGCUAACCUUCAGAAGUACUCCAUCGUAUCCAAGGAAGACGACAACUCGGCUGUUUCGGAAAGAUAUUGGGUUAACUCAGCCGGAUGGUAUAUCUACGUUCACCCAGAAGCCCCUCUUUUCGUUGACCACCACAACAUCCUAGAUAACCAUAUUUGCUUCGUAGCUGAAGUCACCGAUCCCUACUCGAAGCAACGUACCCAAAACGUUCUUAAAUACGACCUCUGGUUCUUCGAUGAUGCCAAACAGGCGCAUCAACACGCUGUCGACACGUAUUUGGGCAAGCCAUCAGGUAUCCCCGACUACAGAAUGAUCCAAUACCCAGUAUGGUCUACUUGGGCAAGAUAUUCUAGAGAAAUCGACCAGGAAAAUCUAUGGGCAUUCGCCAACGAAAUUAAUGACAGUGGUUUCCCCAACUCUCAAUUCGAAAUCGACGAUCUUUGGGAAAUCUGCUACGGUUCUCUCACCGUCGAUGAAAGGAAGCUGCCAAACUUGAAACAACUCGUGCAAGACAUUAAGGGUCUCGGUUUCAGGGUGACCAUAUGGGUUCAUCCCUUCAUUAACAUGGACUGCGAUCCUUGGUAUUCUGAAGCUUUAUCGAAAGGCUACUUCGUACUCAACGAGGAAGGCAGCCCAGAUACGAGCUGGUGGAAUAACAACGGUUCAAUCCCCGCCUACAUCGACUUCACAAACCCCGAAGCUGCGGACUGGUUCAGUAGCCGAGUACAGAAUCUUAUCGACACUUAUGACAUCGACAGCGUCAAGUUCGACGCUGGUGAAUCUAGCUGGUCUCCUCAGAUCCCAGUACAAAAUGGUGAAAUCGAUCUACACCCAGGUCACAUCGUCCAGGCUUAUGUGAGGACUGUCGCUAAGUUUGGACCUAUGAUCGAAGUCAGAUCAGGAAUGAGAACUCAGGAUCUACCAGUCUUCAUCCGUAUGGUAGACAAGGACACACUAUGGGACUUCAACAAUGGUUUGGCAACACUGGUCACUACACUCCUGCAAAUGAACCUCAAUGGCUAUACCCUCGUACUUCCUGAUAUGAUAGGAGGAAACGGUUACAAUGAGAAACCUUCCAAGGAACUGUUCGUACGUUGGUUGCAAGCUAAUGUCUUCAUGCCGACCCUGCAGUACUCCUUCGUUCCCUGGGAUCAUGAUGAUGAGGCGGUAGAGAUCUGCCGUCGCUACACACAGCUACACGCGGAGUUCGCGGACGAGAUCGUGGCUGCCAUGCAGCGCUCCGUGGACACGGGGGCGCCUGUCAACCCCCCUAUUUGGUGGAUAGAUCCUACUGAUAGUGAUGCUCUUGCUGUUUGGGACGAAUUCCUCCUCGGAGAGCGUGUCCUCGCAGCUCCGGUGCUGGAGGCGGGCGCGGUGUCACGCGACGUCUACCUGCCCCGCGGGCUGUGGCGCGACGGCGUGACCGGCGACCUGCUGGCCGGGCCCACGUGGCUGAGGGACUACCCCGCGCCCCUUGAUGUGUUGCCUUACUUCACGCUUGAAGAGUCCAAUUGAAAAGAAAAAAUAACAGAUUAAAUAUAUGACCUAGAAGACUCGAAUAAUAAAAAAUUAAUAUACGAGCUCCUUUACUAAUAAUAAAAAGAUAUACAC